Molecule: messenger RNA, 168 nt
Organism: Dentiscutata erythropus
Lineage: Eukaryota; Fungi; Glomeromycota; Glomeromycetes; Diversisporales; Gigasporaceae
Source: the annotation of a GenBank genome assembly
AUGUCUACUAUUUCUAAUAUUAGUAACAUUAAAGCUAAAGUAGCAUAUUAUUGUGAAAAAGUAACAAAUAAAAACACAAAAUUGAAUGAAAAUAAAUAUAAAGCCAAUUCUGUAAAACAAGCUAUUGAUGCAAUUAGUUGCUAUCUUUUUCAUAAUUCAUCUAUUUGA